Messenger RNA from Penaeus vannamei (Pacific white shrimp), 1292 nucleotides. Its product is annotated as beta-1,3-galactosyltransferase 6. Gene Ontology annotation, biological process: glycosaminoglycan biosynthetic process. Lineage: Eukaryota; Metazoa; Arthropoda; Malacostraca; Decapoda; Penaeidae. The record is from RefSeq and is a predicted model, not a curated record. Gene Ontology annotation, cellular component: Golgi membrane. Gene Ontology annotation, molecular function: UDP-galactosyltransferase activity.
UCGGAUCUCAAAUCAAAACAAGACUCGUCUGACAGCUGAGUCUCGCCUCGGGAAUUUUAAAUGCAAAUCCUUUGACUUUAAGGUACACAAUGGGCUUGGUGCGUCAGGCAAGUGGGCUCCCUUGCUGCCGCCGUCCCUUCCGCAAUUUUGUGUACCUGCUGUCAUGGAUUGGAGCCUUCAUCUGCGGGAGCUUGCUGACCCUCAUGUCCGUAGAUCCAAUGAGCUGCAACAUCCACCAGUGCACAGAAAAAAUCAAGCGUAUUGAUGUGGAGGACUCGAACAGCUGGCUAGGCAUGUGGGGCCAGAAUGCCAAGGGCCCGGGCAAGAGUGUGUUUCUAGUAAUCAUAGUGAUAUCAGCGCCAGGCAAUUCCGAGCAGAGAGACACCAUCAGGCAGACAUGGCUUAGUGAAGAGAAGUCCGAUACGCUUCACUACUUUGUCAUUGGCACUGGGAGCCUCAGCGAGAACGUCAAUGUUACAAUUCAGUCGGAACAGAGGAGGUUCGGAGAUUUGCUGCUCCUGAACAAUGUUAUUGACUCAUACAGCGCCCUGACUAAGAAACUAUUGGCAUCUCUGGUUUAUGUCCACUACAAUGUCAAAUUUAGGUUCCUCAUGAAAUGCGAUGAUGAUACUUAUGUCCAGAUCCCACAACUACACAAAGAACUCAAGGCAGUGCCCUACAAACAGCGUCUCUACUGGGGUUUCUUUGACGGCAGAGCAACUCCACAUAAGAAAGGAGUGUGGAAGGAGAAUGAAUGGGUCCUGUGCGAUCAUUACUUGCCAUAUGCAUUAGGCGGAGGAUAUGUUCUCUCAUCUGAUUUAGUGACAUUUGUAGCAGUGAACUCCAAGUACCUCAAGCUAUACAAAAAUGAGGACGUAUCGCUAGGAGUCUGGUUGGCCUCAGUUGACCUGCAUCGAGUCCACGACACGAGAUUCGACACAGAAUAUGUUUCUAGAGGCUGUAACAAUGAGUAUUUAGUUAGUCACAAACAGAGCACACUGCAUAUGCGCGAAAAAUUCAAUUCCUUAAAAGCCACUGGACUUCUCUGCAAGGAACAGUUCCAAGUGCGUAAAUCUUAUAAAUACAAUUGGAAUGUACCAGCGUCAAAAUGUUGUGUGCGCAAUGACUCAUCAAUCCCAUAGACGAGAGACAAUACUAGUCGUGUCAAACUUCCAUGUCUGUGCAAAAACAUAUAUUAGAUAGGCUGGUGAAUUUUGUGAUAUCAGAACCACAACACUGUAUUUUAUUAUGCUGUAAAUUAACUAAAGAAAAUAAAAAAUCAUAUGCAAAAA